Molecule: messenger RNA, 978 nt
Organism: Nerophis lumbriciformis (worm pipefish)
Lineage: Eukaryota; Metazoa; Chordata; Actinopteri; Syngnathiformes; Syngnathidae
Source: RefSeq, a predicted model, not a curated record
UUGUUGGACAAAAACAUAUUUUAGCAUCUACUUUAAAUCAAUGAAUUUAUUAGUAGAAAAAAUAAUGUUCAGAAAAUGUUUACAAAUCCAGCAACAUGUUGGAAGGAAAAAUAGCUUUAACAGAGAAAUAUCUGAUAAUAAUGUGUCUAAACGCAAAGUUUAAUUGAGUCGUUAAAACUACGACAUUUUCCGAAGCACGUGAAGGCGUCUGAGGCAUUCAGGUCAGGUGCCAAUGGUGAAGCGGCAGUCAGGGCAAAAUAUUGUUGUGUUGACGAGAACAAAAAUGUUUUAAACAGAAGGAGGUCUUUGUAGAGAUGUUCGCAAAUAAGAAGGCUUGGUUUUCGGACAGUGUGUCACCAACUUUUCGCGAAUUCUGGCUAUUGGAGUGUGGAAUACUUACAGGGUGGAGAACAGCAGACUAUCUUUUCAGUGAGGAUGCUACACACCCUGAUACACUCAGGAUUUUUAGGAGUGAGGCUUACCUGUGGGAGAAGGUUACUGUUUUUCACAGCUUUUUCCUGAAUGCAUGUCAGAAUCGAAAGAGUAUAAAGUCGGUCAGCAUUGGUCACUAUGUGCUGCCUCCUUUCCCAGUGCAGGAUGCAGUGAGAAACGUGAUUGGGAGGUUUAUUUGGGAGUAUGAAGAGGACCAGCCAGGCGCACGGGUAUGAUUGAUGACACAUAAUGAAGACAGUGUGUUUUAACUCGGUAUGUUCUGAUUAAUGUUUUAUGCAGCCAGUUUUGAUACUGAUCAUACAUGAAAGAGAUUGGCCGAUACCAAUCACAUAUUACCUGUACAUUUCUCCAUUUAUUUAUGGUGAGUGCUAUUGAACAUUUAACAAUAUCAACACAAUAUUUAAACAAGUUCCUUAUUUUUCUUUCAUUACAUACAAUUGCUUGAGCAAAAUUAAUUCAUUAGUACAAAACAACUAAACAAGAGCAACAACUAUCUGCUAAAUCCCUUGGUUUUGCCAUCCUGUG